AUGGCUCUGACUGUGUUGCCUGUCAUUCUGUAUGUCCAAGCUGGGGUGAUGUGUGGCUUCUGGGGCUUUGAGAAGCAUCGGGUGGGAGCCAACCCUGUGCUGGUCAGGGAGACCAAAGGGUCGGGGAUAUCGCUCCUGGUCACCUCGACGGAAGGCAACCUGGAGAAACCUGACCAGGAGACGUCGGAGGCUGCCUCGGCGUUCCUCUACACUGGAGAUCCUUCCAAACUGACCCAGGUCAACUGCACCAGGCGGGUCGAGAUCAGAGGCAUGAGGGUCAAGACCGCCGACGUGCUUCAUCCUUACCUCCACGGAGCCAAGCACACCCUCAUCCAUGCCACCAACUUCCUCAAUUUGAUAUUUCAGACCGAUGAUAUUCGGGAGUCCAGUGUGAAGGACGACAUAGAGUGGUACCACGCCUUAGUGAGGAGCAUCAUCGAAGGAGAUCCCCAGAUCUACAGGACAAUGUUAACUUUUGAUUCUCCGCCCAUUUCUUCCAAGCCUCAGUUGGUCCUUCAGGCCACCAGGUACCAGAAUGAGAUCUUCCUGCAGGACCUCUCCUCCACCUCGGACUACCUUGAGAACCAGACCUCGGAGAGCGAGUGGUUCAAUGGGUUAAAGUACCAAAGGACGCCUUAUCUGAACAAGAGAAUCCUCAACAACGACCUCAAAACCCUGGACACUCCCAAGUGGAACCAAGGGGACAGCUACCUGAUGGAUGAGAAGCACAUUAAGUGGUCCAUGCCCUUCAUGGAGUGCGAGAACUAUAAGUUCUUCCCCGGUUGGAUGGUCACCAUGUCUUCGUCCUUUUAUGGCCUGAAACCGGACCUGAGUCCCGAGUUUAAGGGGGUGAUUCGCAUUGACAUCAACCUACAGAGCGUGGACAUUAACCAGUGCUCCCCUGGAGAUAGCUGGUUUGCAGACUCCCACCAGUGCGACUUAAACAGCACGGAGUGUGUGCCUCUCCAAGGUCAAGGCUUUCAACUCGGAGCAUAUCAAUGUGUCUGUCAGAAAGGAUUCUACAACCCCAAUGUCAUCUCAACCAAUGGCUUCAGCAGUCAGGCCGAGGAGCGAGCUUCCUAUCCGAGGCGCCAAGCCGUGGAGGAGGCGCGGGAGCUGUUCGAGUGCCGGGCGUGCGGGCUGGGCUGCAGCCGGUGCACCAGCGACGCUCCCUGUCUGGUCCAGGAGGACGAGUACCUGAGGGUAUCCAUCCUGACCUGCCAGGCUUUCUGCAUGCUUCUCGUGUUCCUCAGCAUGUUGGUCGCUUAUCACUACAGAAGGAACAAGAGAAUUCGAGCAUCUGGACUGAUUCUUCUGGAGACAAUCCUCGGCGGAUCAAUCCUCUUGUAUUUUCCGGUGUUUAUCCUUUACUUCACCCCGAGCGUGUUCCGAUGUAUUCUCCUGCGUUGGGUCAGGAUGUUGGGCUUUGCUGUGAUUUACGGAACUAUAACACUGAAGAUGUACAGGGUGCUGAAGGUGUUCCUGUCCCGGACCGCCCAGAGGGUGCCCUACAUGACGUGCUGCCGAGUGCUGAAGAUGCUGGGUGUGAUCAUCCUGACCGUCUGCUGGUUCUUGAUCGCCUGGACAGUGGCCGUCUGGGAGAACAUGGAGAGGAGAAUCCCAUUGAUCGUCCAGUCCCAAACUCCUGACGGACAGUCGUUUAACACGUGUCAGCUCGACCGAUGGGAUUACAUGAUGGCUGUCGCGGAGUUGCUUCUCCUGUGCUGGGCCAGCUAUCUCUGCUACGCCGUACGCACCGUGCCAUCUGCGUUCCACGAGCCCCGCUUCAUGGGUCUCGCGAUCCACAAUGAAAUCGUCAUGUCCGCUGCCUUCCACAGCGUCAGAUUCACCACAGUGACAAGUCUUCACCCUGAUUGGAUGCUGUUGCUCUUCUUUGUGCACACUCACUUGACCGUGACGAUGACCCUGGCUUUACUCUUCAUCCCUAAGUUCCUCCAUGUGGGAAUGCCGCUGAGAGAGGAGAUAGCGGCCGAGGUGUACGAGGACGAGUUGGACAUGCGCCGUUCAGGCUCCUAUCUCAACAGCAGCAUCACAUCCGCCUGGAGUGACCACAGCCUGGACCCAGAUGACAUCAGGGACGAACUGAAGAAACUUUACGGGCAGCUAGAGGUACACAAAACCAAGAAGAUGACAGCGAAUAACCCACACCUCCAGAAGAAGAGGAGCUCCAGGAGGACUCUGGGGCGAUCCAUCAUGAAGCGAAUAUCAGAAUUUCCCGAGUCCAUGAGCAGGCAGCACGGCAAGGACGAGAGGGACGGAAGGGGCAGCUAUCCUGGCUCCUACAAGAAAAAGACCUACGAUCCCACCAGCUUCAGUCUGAAAGUCAAGGAGGACUCCAUCAAGCACCGGGUUUUGUCUUUGAGAAAAUCUCACAGUACCUACGACCACGUGAGAGAUCACCGCGAUGGCUCGACCAGCAAAUCAGACACCGGGGGCAAGGAUCCUUCUCUCCUGGAUUCACUGAUGAGGAAGAAACUGGCCAAGAAGGUCUCUGCCAAAUCGGACACGGAUUCGGUGGACUCUUCCCGUUCGGUGUGCAAGUCCGCGAGCGCGCACAACCUGUCUGUGGACAUCAGGCCGCUGUGCCCCAAGAUGACCACUCUGCAGAAAUCCCGUAGCGUGAGCUCGAGCUCAAAAGAAAAGGCGCUGCUCAUCAGCAAGUCUUACCUCAGUGUCGAAAGCGCAAGGCGGGUCAGGGACAAGGUUCAAAAGAAUCCGGCGAGCAAGCGAGCGUCCAGGGAGCUGCAGUCCUGCACGCUGCCGGAGACGUCCAAGAAACAAAACGUGUCACCGUCAACCAGGCAGCGGCGGGCCAGCGAAGUCCCGCGAGGAUCACCCAGAUCGCUCUUGGAAGAUAACUUUGACAACUUCGACAAGGCCGAGGUUUGCCCCUGGGAGUUACAGGACCUCCCGCCCUCGUCUCCUGAUAACAGAUCUCAGAAGCACGUCAGGUACGCGCCCGUAAAGUGCAUCAGCGUGGACAGCUCGCACUUAUCCGGAAAACAACUGCAGGAAACCAGUAGAAAAAAAUUCGGCAAACAGGCAGUGAAAUACACAAGUAUGAGUCGAGGCAGCGUGGACAACAUUACACCUUGGCCUCCAAAGGAGCUAUCGCCAGAGCACGACACGCUUAAACCAUCUACAGAUACACAUCACGGAGCCAAUAGAUCACCUAAAAUGGACAAGUCAAUGGAACGUCCCAGAGCAGGAAGCAUUUGCGAUUCAGAGCACGAAGAAAGAUCAAAUAGGGCCAAUAAGGCAGAAAUAUCUUCUGAAAAGACGACCACAUUAGCAUAG
Callorhinchus milii (elephant shark) is the source of this 3318-nucleotide messenger RNA. RefSeq names its product probable G-protein coupled receptor 158 (gene gpr179). The transcript is spliced from 11 exons. NCBI's taxonomy places the organism in Eukaryota, Metazoa, Chordata, Chondrichthyes, Chimaeriformes, Callorhinchidae. Gene Ontology annotation, biological process: G protein-coupled receptor signaling pathway. Gene Ontology annotation, cellular component: membrane. The coding region runs from base 1 to 3318 and encodes 1105 amino acids. The record is from RefSeq and is a predicted model, not a curated record. Gene Ontology annotation, molecular function: G protein-coupled receptor activity.